AUGAAGCGCCCGCGAGGCCGCCCGCGCAAACACCCGCCCAAGGAACCCACGCUUCCAAAGCGCGGGCGCGGGCGGCCGCGCAAGGACUCGGGAGUGCAGGAGGUGCAGGAGGUGCAGGGCGGGCGGGCGCUGGAGUACCCGAGCUUGCCGAAGCGGGGCCCGGGACGGCCGCCGAAAGACCCGACGUUGCCGAAGAGAUCGCCAGGGCGGCCGCCGAGUGACUCAACUUCACCCAAGCGAAAACCGGGACGGCCGCCUCGAGACCCGAGCGUGCCCAGACGAAACCCCGGUGGGCCGUUGGGCCGCACGGGCACACAGAGCGAGUCUCCUGCCAGCUCCAGCUCGCUGGAGCCGAGAGUCCUCCUGGUUCCAAGUGGCGAGGACGUAGCGGCGCGGAUAUUCAUGCUGUCGUGUGAGGAGGGCAAGGCGGUGUGUGUGCUGUCCGCCAAUGGCUCCGUGCUCCCGCCCUCCCUCUCUGACGGUGUCACUGCCCUGCCUGCCACGCCACAUGCGCCGCAUGGGAGGGCUCACUGUCACUCUUGUUGGCGCCGACGGCCGUUUGCUGGGGGGCACUGUGGCCUCCCCUCUGCUCGCCUUCUCCACCGUGCAGGUGACGGUACUACUUUUUCCAGUUGA
This is a messenger RNA of Closterium sp. Yama58-4, 636 nucleotides long. Lineage: Eukaryota; Viridiplantae; Streptophyta; Zygnematophyceae; Desmidiales; Closteriaceae. The record is from the annotation of a GenBank genome assembly.